Molecule: messenger RNA, 7155 nt
Organism: Eruca vesicaria subsp. sativa (arugula)
Lineage: Eukaryota; Viridiplantae; Streptophyta; Magnoliopsida; Brassicales; Brassicaceae
Source: the annotation of a GenBank genome assembly
AUGGUGAUUUUACUGACAGCACAUCGUUGUCUUGCUCUCAUUCUACUAGCAGCAUUCUCUUGCUUCUCUCUGAGGUUCUGUUGCGGUGAAGACAAAAUCACGUUCUCAACUCCCAUCAAAGACUCAGAGACCCUUCUCUGCAACAAUGGUGUUUUCAGGUUCGGUUUCUUCACUCCUGUAAACUCCACUGGUCAUUUACGUUAUGUUGGGAUCUGGUACGAUAAGGUUCCAGUUCAAACCGUUGUUUGGGUUGCUAACAAGGACACACCCAUCAACAACACUUCUGGUGUUGUUUCAAUCUCUGAAGACGGGAAUCUUGUGGUUAAGGAUGGUCUAAACCGCCUUGUAUGGUCAACAAACGUCAGAGUACCAAAGGCUCCAAAUGCUACAUGGGUUCAGCUAAUGGAUAAUGGGAAUCUUAAGUUACAAGUUAACAGAGAGACUCUGUGGGAGAGUUUCAAUCAUAACUAUAAUACUUUGUUGCCAAGAAUGAAUCUUAAGACCGACCUUAAAACCGGAUACUAUCUAGGACUUACUUCUUGGAAAAGCUAUGUAGAUCCUUCAACAGGGAACUACACAGUUAGUCUUGUUCCUUUCCCAUUUCCUGAGCUUCUAAUAAAGAAGAAUAAUGUUACACAGUGGCGUAGCGGUCCCUGGAACGGUCAGGUUUUCAUCGGUUUACCGGAUAUGGAUACACUUCUGAACAUUGAUGGGUUUAACCUUAACAAUGAUAACCAAGGAACGGUUUCAUUGACCUAUGCAAAUGAUUCUUUUGGGUAUCACAUUACCUUGGAUCCUAAUGGAGCUAUAUAUCAGAGGGAUUGGAGAACUUCUAUGAAUGAUUGGAGAGUUGGUGUCAGGUUUCCAUCCACAGAUUGUGAUUCAUACAAUAGAUGUGGUCCAUAUGGGAGCUGCAACCCCAGGGAAGAUCCACAAUGUAAAUGCUUAAAAGGGUUUGUGCCGAGGAAUAACACAGAGUGGAGUUCAGGGAAUUGGAUUCAUGGAUGUGUGAGAAGAGCUCCAUUAUGGUGUGAAAGACUUGGGAAUACAAGUGGUAAUGGUGGUGGUGGAGAUGGUUUUUUGAAACUGCAGAAGAUGAAAGUACCAGACAAUGUGGAAAAAAAGUCUCUAGCUGAUGAGGAAGCUUGUCCUAAGGUUUGUUUAGAUAACUGUUCUUGUACUGCUUAUGCAUAUGAUCAAGGAAUCGGAUGCAUGCUUUGGAGUGGUGACUUGGUUGAUAUGCAAUCAUUUUUGGGAAGUGGCAUUGAUCUUUAUAUUCGAGUUGCGCAUUCUGAACUCAAAACACAUAGCAAUCGAGUACUUAUGAUCACAGCACCUGUACUAGGCGUUCCCUUUGUUGCUGUGGUAUGCGUUCUUAUUGCAUGCAGGAAAUUCAAAAAGCGUCAAGAACCACAAAAAGAUAGAAGCGCAGAGAUAUUGUUACAGAGAAUUGAAGCACUAACAAGUGGCAAUGAGCUUGCUUCUAACCAAGCCAAUCUCAAGGAGCUUCCUCUCUUUGAGUUUCAAGUGUUGGCUGCAGCAACUGAUAACUUCUCUCUAAGAAACAAGCUCGGGCAAGGCGGGUUUGGUCCUGUUUACAAGGGGGUAUUAUCAGAUGGGCAAGAAAUUGCAGUGAAGAGGCUCUCAAGGGCAUCAGGACAAGGACUUGAGGAACUUUUGAAUGAAGUGGUUGUGAUUUCAAAGUUGCAACAUCGUAAUCUGGUGAAGCUACUUGGAUGUUGCAUAGAAGGUGAAGAAAGAUUGUUAGUAUAUGAAUACAUGCCAAAGAAAAGCUUGGAUGUGUAUCUAUUUGACCCUUUGAAGCAAAACAUUCUUGAUUGGAAGACUCGGUUCAACAUAAUGGAAGGGAUUUGCAGAGGUCUUCUGUACCUGCACAGAGAUUCAAGACUAAAGAUCAUUCACAGAGAUCUAAAAGCCAGCAACAUUUUGUUGGAUGAGAAUCUGAAUCCAAAGAUAUCUGAUUUCGGACUUGCAAGAGUGAUCCGAGCGAAUGAAGAUGAAGCUAACACAAGAAGGGUUGUUGGAACUUAUGGUUAUAUGUCACCUGAAUAUGCAAUGGAAGGUUUAUUUUCAGAAAAAUCAGACGUUUUCAGCUUGGGGGUUAUAUUUCUCCAGAUUAUAAGUGGGAGAAGAAACUCUCACAAGGAAGACAAUGAUCUAAGCCUUUUAGCUUAUGCGUGGAAGUUGUGGAAUGACGGUGAGGCUGCUUCUCUAGCCAAUUCAAUCGUCUUUGAUGAGUGUUUUGAGAAAGAGAUUACAAAAUGUGUUCAGAUUGGACUGUUAUGUGUGCAAGAGGCUGCAAACGAUAGACCAAAUGUUUCCACCGUAAUUUGGAUGCUAACUACCGAGAACACGAACCUUCCUGAGCCAAAGCAGCCUGCGUUUAUAGCAAGAAGAAGAGUUUUUGAGGCUGAAUCUUCUGACCAGAGCAGUCAAAAGGUCUCUAUCAACGAUGUGAGCCUCACAGUUUACUUAAUGGUGAUUCUACUCAACAGACGUUGUUUUCUUGUUCUUGUCCUACUUGCCACAUUCUCUUGCUUCUCGUUGAAGUUAUGUUAUGGUCAGGACAGAAUCACGUUUUCAACUCCAAUCAAAGACUCAGAGUCAGAGACACUUCUCAGCAACAAUGGUAUUUUCAGGUUCGGUUUCUUCACUCCUUUAAACUCCACUACUCGGUUACGUUAUGUUGGGAUCUGGUACGAUAAGGUUCCAGUUCAAACUGUUGUUUGGGUUGCUAACAAAGACACACCCAUCAACAACACUUCUGGUGUUGUGUCAAUCUCUCAAGACGGAAACCUUGUGGUUACCGAUGGUCAAAGCCGCCUUCUAUGGUCAACAAACCACACAGUAUCAGUAUCUUCAAAUGAUACUUCGGUUCAGCUAAUGGAUACAGGGAAUCUUGUGUUACAAGAAAACAGUGAGAUCCUAUGGGAGAGUUUCAAGCAUCCUUACAACUCUUACUUGCCAGUAAUGACUUUUGGUACCAACAACAAGACCGGAGAGAAUCUAAACCUUACUUCAUGGAGAAGCUAUACAGAUCCUUCAACAGGAAACUACACAUCUAAUAUUUCCUUUUUCCCGUUUCCUGAGCUCAUGAUCUGGAAGAAAAACAAUGUUCCAAUCUGGCGUAGCGGACCAUGGAACGGUCAGGUUUUCAUCGGUUUACCGGAUUCGAUAUCUCUUCUGUUUCUUGAUGGGUUUAACGUUUCCAAUGAUAACAAAGGAACUUUUUUAAUCUCAUACGCUACUGAUUCUUUCAUGCAUCACUUUAACUUGGAUCCUGAUGGAUAUCUAUAUAUGAGAAGUUGGAAUACUUCUACUAGAGCUUGGUCGGUCGAUGCCAUUAUUCCAUCGACAACUUGUGAUGUAUACAACAGAUGUGGUCCAUUCGCGAGCUGCAGUUUACAGGAAAAUCCGCCUUGUAAAUGCGUGAAUGGGUAUGUGCCGAGGAAUAACACAGAGUGGAAUCGAGGGAUCUUGAUUGGUGGAUGUGUGAGAAGAGUUCCAUUGCAGUGUAAUGUAAGUAGUACUGGUGGAGGAAGAGGAGAUGGGUUUUUUAAAAUGCUGAAGAUGAAAUUACCAGCUAAUGUGGAGAGGUCUCUAGCUAAUGAGAAGGAUUGUCCUAAAGUUUGUUUAGAUAACUGUUCUUGCAAUGCUUAUGCUUAUGAUAGAGGAAUCGGAUGCAUGCUUUGGAGUGGUAGAUUAGUUGAUAUGCAAUCAUUUUUAGGGAGUGGCAUUGAUCUUAAUAUUCGGGUUUCGCAUUCCGAAUUUAAUACACAUAGUAAGCGAAGAGUUAUGAUCAUCACAGCAUCUGUGCUUGGUGUUGUGUUUGUUGCAACGAUCUGUGUUCUUUUGGCAUGCAGGAAAUUCAAGAAGCGUCCAGCAGAUAGAAGUGCUGAGCUAUUGUUUCAAAGAAUGGAAGAACUUACAAGUGGUAACGAGUCUUCUUCUAACCAAGUCAAACUCAAAGAUCUUCCUCUCUUUGAGUUUAAAGUGUUAGCUACAUCUACUGAUAACUUCUCUCUCAUAAACAAGCUUGGACAAGGCGGAUUUGGUCCUGUUUACAAGGGAAUAUUAUCAGAAGGUCAAGAAAUUGCGGUGAAGAGGCUCUCAAGGGCAUCAGGACAAGGACUAGAGGAACUUAUGAACGAGGUGAUUGUGAUUUCGAAGUUGCAGCAUCGAAAUCUGGUGAAGUUACUUGGCUGUUGCAUUGAAGGUGAAGAAAGGUUGUUAGUCUAUGAAUACAUGCCAAUGAAGAGCUUGGAUGCCUAUCUAUUUGACCCAUUGAAGCAAAACAUUCUUGAUUGGAAGAAAAGGUUCAACAUAAUGGAAGGAAUUUGCAGAGGUCUUUUGUACCUGCACAGAGAUUCAAGACUAAAGAUCAUACACAGAGAUCUAAAAGCCAGCAACAUUUUGUUAGAUGAUAAUCUGAAUCCAAAGAUAUCUGAUUUCGGACUUGCCAGAGUUUUCCGAGCAAAUGAGGAUGAAGCUAACACAAGAAGAGUUGUUGGAACUUACGGCUAUAUGUCACCAGAAUAUGCAAUGGAAGGUUUAUUUUCAGAAAAAUCAGAUGUUUUCAGCUUGGGGGUUAUAUUUCUAGAGAUCAUAAGUGGGACAAGAAACUCUCACAAGAAAGAAAAUAAUCUGAACCUUUUACCUUAUGCGUGGAAGCUGUGGAACGAUGGUGAGGUUGCUUCUUUAGCAGAUCCAACCGUUUUGGAUGAGUCUUUUGUGGCAGAGAUAACAAAAUGCGUUCAGAUUGGACUGUUAUGUGUGCAAGAAGUUGCAAAUGAUAGACCAAGUGUUUCAACUGUGAUUUGGAUGCUAACUACCGAGAACACAAACCUCCCUGAGCCAAAGCAGCCUGCGUUUAUAUCAAGAAGAGGUGUUUCCGAGGCUGAAUGUUCUAACCAGAGUAGUCAGAAGGACAGGAUCACCUUCUCGACUCCGAUCAAUGACUCAGAGACACUUCUCAGCAACAAUGGUCUUUUCAGGUUCGGUUUCUUCACUCCUGUAAACUCUACUGGUCAUUUACGUUAUGUUGGCAUCUGGAUGCUCAAAACCGUCUUGUGGGAGAGUUUCAAGCAUCCUUAUAACUCUUUCUUGCCAACAAUGACUCUUGGGGCCACCAAGGGAAGUACAGAGAAUCUAAAGCUUACUUCAUGGAAAAGCUAUACAGAUCCUUCAACAGGGAACUAUACAGCUGGCAUUUCCCUUUUCCCAUUUCGUGAGCUUAUGAUCUGGAAAAACAAUGUCACAAUCUGGCGUAGCGGACCUUGGAACGGUCAGAUUUUCAUAGGCUUAGAGGAUGAGGUAGCUCUUCUGUUUCUUGAUGGGUUUAAUAUUCUCAGUGAUAAUGAAGGAACAUUUACAGUGUCAUAUGCUACUGAAUCUCCCAUGUAUCACAUGAACUUGGAUCCUGAUGGAGUUCUAUAUAUAAGAAGUUGGAGUACUCUUACGAGAUCUUGGGAGAUCGGUAACACUAUUCCAACAACAACUUGUGAUGUAUACGGUACUUGUGGUCCAUUCGCGAGCUGCAGUGUAAAGGAAGUUCCGAUAUGUAAUUGCAUAAAAGGGUUUGUGCCGAGGAAUAACACAAAGAGGAGUGGAGGGAGCUGGAGUAGUGAAUGUGUGAGAAGUACUCCAUUGCAGUGCAAUGUAAGUAGUGGUGGUGGAGGAAAAGGAGAUGGGUUUUUUCAAAUGCAGAAGAUGAAAGUACCAGCUAAUGCGGAACAGACUCCAGCUAAUGAGGAAGCUUGUCCUAAGGUUUGUUUAGGUAACUGUUCUUGCACAGCUUAUGCAUAUGAUCAAGGAAUAGGAUGCAUGCUUUGGAGCGGUAACAUGGUUGAUAUGCAAUCAUCUUUGAAGACUGGUAUUGAUCUUUUUAUUCGGGUUGAGCAUUCUAAACCCAAAACACAUUCUGUAGAAACACAUAGUAGUAAGCGAGCAAUUAUGAUCACAGCACCAGUGCUAGGCUUUGCGUUUGUUGCUAUGGUCUGCAUUCUUUUGGCAUGCCGUAAAUUCAAAAAGCGUUCAGCACCAGAGAAAGAUACAAGUGCAGAGCUAAUGUUUAAGAAAAUGGAAGCACUCACAAGUGUUAACGAGUCUGCUUCUAACCAAGUCAAGUUCAAAGAUCUUCCUCUUUUUGAGUUUAAAGUGUUAGAAACAUCAACCGAUAACUUCUCUCUUAUAAACAAGCUCGGGCAAGGCGGAUUUGGUCCUGUUUACAAGGGUAUGUUGCCUGAAGGGAAAGAAAUUGCAGUGAAGAGGCUCUCACGGGCAUCAGGACAAGGAUUAGAGGAACUUAUGAACGAGGUGGUUGUGAUUUCGAAGUUGCAGCAUCGAAAUCUGGUGAAGUUGCUUGGAUGUUGCAUUGAAGGUGAAGAAAGGAUGUUAGUAUAUGAAUACAUGCCAAAGAAAAGCUUGGAUGCCUAUCUAUUUGACCCAUUGAAGCAAAAGAUUCUUGAUUGGAGGACUCGGUUCAGCAUAAUGGAAGGAAUAUGCAGAGGUCUACUGUACCUUCACAGAGACUCAAGACUAAAGAUCAUACACAGGGAUCUAAAAGCCAGCAACAUUUUGUUAGAUGACAAUUUGAAUCCAAAGAUAUCUGAUUUUGGGCUUGCUAGGGUUUUUCGAGCGAAUGAAGAUGAAGCUAACACAAGAAGAGUUGUUGGAACUUACGGCUAUAUGUCACCGGAAUAUGCAAUGGAAGGUUUAUUCUCAGAAAAAUCAGAUGUUUUCAGCUUGGGGGUUAUAUUUCUAGAGAUUAUAAGUGGGAGAAAAAACUCUCACAAGGAGGACAACAAUCUAAACCUUCUAGCUUAUGCGUGGAAGCUGUGGAACAAUGGUGAGGUUGCUUCUUUAGCAGAUCCAACCGUUUUUGAUGAGUCUUUUGUGAAAGAGAUAACAAAAUGUGUUCAGAUUGGAUUGUUAUGUGUGCAAGAAGUUGCAAGCAAUAGACCAAGUGUCUCAACUGUGAUCUGGAUGCUAACUACCGAGAUCACGAACCUCCCUGAGCCGAAGGAACCUGCGUUUAUAGCAAGAAGAGGAGUUUCCGAGGCUGAAUGUUCUGACCAGAGUAGUCAGAAGGUCUCUAUCAAUGAUGUGAGCCUCACAACUGUAACAGGACGUUAA